CUAAGAAAAAAAAAAAAGAAAAACCUGAAAAACCCUCCAAGGCUUGUUAUGGAGUUCGUGUGAACGAAACGCGGCUUUCCACCCUUCUUUACCAGUCAAACCAGUAUCGCUGGAUAGAACAUUCUCAAGUACAGCAACAGGUAGAGUGACUGGCCGCAAACUCCUUCGUGGCUCCCUCUGAAAAUAAUCUCCCCUCUUUUUUCUAACUCUUACCUCAAUUGAGUUUCCAGACCUUUUUGUUCGCUCUUCUUAUCACUUGGAAAAAGGUGAACCCUCGUGUUGUUUUUAGUUUAAUCUUUGCUUUAAUUGUAGCUUUUACCCUUGUGGUCCCUGAUGGCUUCGCACAGUGAUACUCUGGUGGUGUUCUUUGGGGCAACAGCUGGUGCAAAUGGGGGUAAACUGGGUUCGGAUGAGAGGGAAAUAAUUCUCUUGGUGUGGCAAAUUGUGGACCUACGUGAGAAAAAGGUGGGCAAGCUAAACAGAUGUCUUGUCAAGCCAGACACUUUGGAGCUUGCAGAUCAGUGCAAAGAGGAGACGGGCAUCAGUUUGGACGACCUUGUCAACGCUGAGCCCCUGGAUAACGUUCUGCAGCAGUUCCAGCAGUCAGUGACAUCGGAACUGAAGUGUCUCGACAGGAGCUCUUACACUCUUUGUGUCAACAGUCCCCUUGUCAUCCGACAGGCUCUUCACCCCGAGGCUUCCAAAAAGAAUCUCAUCCUUCCCGAGUGUUUCUUCUCAUUUGUGGACUUGAGAAAAGAGUUUGAAAAAUGCUGCCCCAACGCCGAGCCUACAAACAAGCUGGAGCUCGCUUCCAUGUUGGAACAUGUGGGUCUCGAUGCUGUGUCAGAGCAGCUGAUGGGGGUGAGGGAAGUGAGGAGCAUGGUGCAGCUGAUCCUCUGCAUCCUGGCUGAGCCUUACAAUCACAAUUUUUCCUGCGUGGAGACUGUGAAGUACAAAUUUGAUUCUGGCACGUGCAGUAAGACAGAGCCAGUAGACAACGAGACAAUCAUCAGAGCGCGAGGACUUCCGUGGCAGUCUUCAGACCAAGACAUUGCUCGCUUCUUCAAAGGCCUCAAUAUAGCCAAAGGGGGUGUGGCCUUAUGCCUCAAUGCUCAGGGCAGGAGGAAUGGCGAGGCCUUGGUUCGCUUCAUCAACUCGGAACACAGAGACUUGGCACUGGAACGCCACAAGCACCACAUGGGCAGCCGCUACAUCGAGGUCUACAAGGCCACAGGAGAGGAAUUCCUCAAGAUUGCAGGAGGCACGUCAAAUGAGGUGACUCAGUUCCUGUCCAAAGAAAACCAGGUGAUCAUCCGCAUGCGAGGUCUGCCCUUCACUGCCACGACACAGGAAGUCCUGGACUUCCUCGGUCCCGAGAGCCCGGUCACAGAGGGCGCAGAGGGUCUGCUGUUUGUGAAAUACCCAGACGGAAGACCAACGGGCGAUGCCUUUGUGCUUUUCUCCUGCGACGAGUACGCCCAAAACGCCAUGAAAAAGCACAGGCAGAUCCUGGGCAAGCGCUAUAUCGAGCUCUUUCGCAGCACUGCUGCUGAGGUGCAACAGGUGCUGACUCGCUACCUGUCGACCCCCCUGAUAUCCACGCUGCCCGCCGCGCCAAUAGUCCCCGUCCUCGCCACUCCGCCCUUCCUCCCGACGGCCAGCGGCACUCGCGACUGCGUCCGCCUCCGCGGCCUGCCAUACACGGCCGGCAUCGAAGACAUCCUGGAGUUCAUGGGCGAGCACACGACUGACAUCAAACCGCACGGAGUCCACAUGGUCCUCAACCAGCAGGGACGACCCUCGGGAGACGCCUUCAUUCAGAUGAAAUCCCCGGACAAGGCUUUUAUGGUGUCCCAGAAGUGCCACAAGAAGACCAUGAAGGACCGCUACGUGGAGGUGUUCCAGUGUUCCACGGAGGAGAUGAGCAUUGUACUGAUGGGCGGAACCUUGAACCGCAGCGGCCUUUCGCCACCGCCUUGCAAACUCCCCUGUUUAUCGCCUCCUGCAGCCUACGCCUUCCCCACCUCACCUGCCAUCUUGUCAGAGGCAGGCCUCUACCAGCCCCCCCUGCUGGCCGCUCCCAGACCUCUUCAGGCCACACACAGCCCCGCCUUGGCCUACUACCAACCUCAACCUCACCUCUACAUGAACAUGAACUACACAGCUUACUAUCCCAGCCCCCCAGUGUCCCCCUCCACAAUGAGCUACUUCGCAACCUCCCCAUCAGUGGUGGCCCAGCCUCACCAUGCGGCCGCGGCGGCAGCGGCCGCCUCGUCUCCGGUGCUGCCCCAACCUGGAGCUCUGGUGCGAAUGCAGGGCCUCCCCUACAACACCGGCGUCAAAGACAUCCUCAGCUUUUUCCAGGGCUACCAGCUCCAGCCGGACGCCGUCCUCAUCCUGUACAACUUCAACGGCCAGUGCAGCGGUGAGGCCUUGGUCACCUUCCCCAGCGAGGAGGCGGCGUGCCGGGCUGUGGCCGAGCGCUCCAGUCACGUCUUCUACGGCCAGCAGGUCCACUUGGCCUUCUGCAACUGACUGACUCCAAAUGCAUUUUGGCCAGCGCGUGUACAUGGCUGCUUCCUUCUUACCAAAGCAUUUGUCUGCACUUGUUUUUUUUAUUUUAUUUUUUAUUUUGUCAUGUCAUCCAAAUCAACAAUUAUUUUGUGCCAGCUUGAGCAGCCAAAAGCCAUACAGUCAAGUGGAAGGAGGAGGGUGUUUUGAAUGCCCGCUUUUCUGCAAUUGGAGCCAUCCGACCUCGCCUCCGGAUUUCAUAUUGCUGCUUAACAAACGUGCGAUGAACCAACUUUUGCGUUCCAUUUGGACUCUGCAGCUCCAAUGAAAACGUUAAGGACAACAAGGCAACUUUUUGACUUUGUGUGACAAAACUACUGAUUUUGUUUCCCCCCCCCCACUCUUGCCCCACAAUGCGCCUAGAUUAGCCAGAGUGCAACACUAGCACUCCUAUUGUUAAACCUCCAAUAAGGGAGGAGAUAUAUAUAUAUAUAUA
Molecule: messenger RNA, 3007 nt
Organism: Syngnathus acus (greater pipefish)
Lineage: Eukaryota; Metazoa; Chordata; Actinopteri; Syngnathiformes; Syngnathidae
Gene: esrp2
Product: epithelial splicing regulatory protein 2
Exons: 15
Coding region: 334-2535 (733 amino acids)
Biological process (GO): regulation of RNA splicing
Cellular component (GO): ribonucleoprotein complex; nucleoplasm
Molecular function (GO): mRNA binding
Source: RefSeq, a predicted model, not a curated record